This is a messenger RNA of Ricinus communis (castor bean), 3276 nucleotides long. RefSeq names its product probable disease resistance protein At4g27220. Gene Ontology annotation, molecular function: ADP binding. The transcript is spliced from 3 exons. Bases 132 to 3074 code for a protein of 980 amino acids. The record is from RefSeq and is a predicted model, not a curated record. Lineage: Eukaryota; Viridiplantae; Streptophyta; Magnoliopsida; Malpighiales; Euphorbiaceae.
GCGAGAGUUGCUUUUCUUUUCUUUUAUUUCUCUUCUUUUCUCUUAUCCCUUCUGUUCAUAUCAUUUGGAGGACUUCGUCUUGGAGGCCGGGAUCAUGUGGUUUUCAUGCAUAUUUGUUUGAGAUUUUCAUCAUGAAAAGGGCAUGGGAUGCGAUCUUUUCAGGCAUGGGAACGGUGGCAAAGGGGCUAGAGAUAGGAGGAAAAGCUGAAGCAUUAAUGGAUAACGUUGUGAGCGAGGACGAUAUGCAAACUCUCAGACGUAAGUUGCAACAAUUGGAAAGCAUUAAAGCUGAUAAAGUGGAAGAAUUACAAACAGCAGUGUUGCAGACUGCCAAGAAACCGAUGAAUGAACUUCAAAUUUGGUCGAGGAAUAUAUCAAUGGCGAAAGUUAAAGUUCAGAACAUGGAACAAGAAGUGAAACAAGGUGGGUUGAGUGGCAAACUAUUAGGAAAGCGUGUAAAGAAAAUGAUGGAAGAAAUGAAAGAGCUAAUUGAUCAGAAUGCUAGAUUUCAAGGACGUCUUGUAAGUGAUGCAGGUGAUAAUAGUAGAGUUGCAUUGUUGGCCCCAAAAUUAGUUUGCCAAGCAUUUGAAAUAAACAAGGAGAAGAUAUGGCAGUAUUUAGAGGAGGGUGAGGGCUUUUGCAUUGGUAUUUGGGGGAUGGGAGGAGUGGGAAAAACCACGCUUUUGACAUAUAUCUACAAUGAGCUCCUCCGAAAACAGAAGAAUGUUUAUUGGAUCACUGUAUCACAAGACUUCAGUGUAAGGAAAUUGCAGAAUCAUAUUGCCAAAGCUAUUGAUCGUGAUAUUUCCAUAGAAGAUGACGAGAAGAAAAGGGCUGCGUUGCUCUGGAAUGCACUGAGUAAUAAACAAAAAUUUGUUCUCAUUCUAGAUGAUUUGUGGGAAAAUUUUUCUCUAGAGAAUGUGGGUAUACCUAUCUCCAAAGAAAACGGAUGCAAGUUGAUCUUUACAAGUCGUUCAUUAGAAGUUUGUAACAAGAUGGAUUGCCGGAGGAAGAUCAAAGUGGAGCCUCUUUCUGAAGAAGAAGCUUGGAAUUUGUUCCAAGAGAAACUUGGUGAAAAAAUCCUCGAUGAUGGUAGCGAGAUCGCAAAAUCUAUUGCAAAGAGAUGUGCUGGUUUACCUCUUGGAAUUAUAACUAUGGCUAGCAGCAUGAAGGGAGUGGAUGAUUUAAGUGAAUGGAGGAACACAUUGAGGAUUUUGGAAGAUUCAAAAGUUGGAGAAGGUGAUAACGAAUUCGAGGUAUUCCGAAUACUGAAAUUUAGCUACGAUCGCUUAGGAAAUUCAGCAUUGCAAAAGUGCUACUUAUAUUGUGCAUUAUAUCCCGAAGAUCGUAAGAUUAGAAGAGUGGAGCUGAUAGACUAUUUGAUUGCUGAGGGAGUAAUAGAAGAGAAAAGCAGACAAGCAGAAUUUGACAAGGGACAUACCAUGCUCAAUAAACUUGAAAAGGUUUGCUUGUUGGAACCUGUUUGUGACAAUCAAAACUACAGAUGUGUGAAGAUGCAUGACUUGAUUAGGCAUAUGGCCAUUCAAUUAAUGAAAGCAGACAUAGUGGUUUGUGCAAAGUCAAGAGCACUAGAUUGCAAAAGUUGGACAGCUGAACUUGUAAGAAUUUCAUCAAUGUAUAGUGGCAUAAAAGAAAUUCCUUCUAACCAUUCACCACCAUGUCCUAAAGUUUCUGUCCUAUUGUUGCCCGGCAGUUAUUUGCGAUGGAUUCCAGAUCCUUUCUUUGAGCAAUUGCAUGGGCUCAAGAUUCUUGAUCUUUCAAAUUCAGUAUUUAUUGAAGAAUUGCCUACUUCGGUUUCUAACCUAUGCAAUCUUAGUACAUUAUUACUCAAACGUUGCUAUGGGCUAAGGCGUGUGCCAUCAUUAGCAAAGCUCAAAUCACUGAAAAAGUUGGAUCUCAAUUUUAGUGGAGUUGAAGAAGUGCCUCAAGACAUGGAAUUCCUCUCCAAUCUUAAGCACCUAGGUCUUUUUGGAACGUUCAUAAAGGAGUUCCCACCUGGCAUAUUACCGAAGCUUUCUCGUCUGCAAGUCCUCCUACUUGACCCAAGAUUACCGGUUAAAGGAGUGGAAGUGGCAUCCUUGAGAAAUUUGGAAACUUUGUGCUGCUGUUUAUGUGAUUUUAACGAGUUCAACACAUAUUUCCAAUCUUCAAAAGAGCGUCCUGGGCUAGCAUUAAGAGACAAAGGCUUUUGGAUUCAUCAGCUGAAGGAUUAUUUUGUUUGGGUAGGAAAGGAAUCUAAUGACCUUCCAAAAAUGAAAGACAAGAUUUUUAAUUUUGAGGAAGAACUAGAGUUUGUGCUUGGUAAGAGAGCAGUUUUGGGUAAUUAUAGUGUCAUGAGAGGAGAAGGUUCUCCAAAGGAGUUCAAAAUGAUUGAAAUUCAAUCUUACCACACAGGAUGGCUGUGCUUGGAAAAUGAAUCUCCAUGGAAGAAGUUGGAGAUUUUGAAUUGUGUUGGAAUUGAAUCCUUGUUUCCAUUGUGCUCCUCUUCUGUACUUCAAACCCUUGAAAAGAUACAAAUCAGGCAUUCGAUGAACUUACAUGUACUCUUUAAUAUAGCUCCACCAGCUGCAACAGUACGUAAUGGUACCUUUUCCCUUCUUAAAACAUUUGAGAUUUAUGGUUGCCCAAGCAUGAAGAAGCUGUUCCCUCAUGGCUUGAUGGCAAACCUUAAAAACCUGUCACAAAUUUAUGUUAGGUAUUGUGAGAAUAUGGAGGAACUGAUAGCAAUAGAAGAAGAACAAGAAAGCCAUCAGAGCAAUGCCAGUAAUUCAUACACAAUCCCAGAAUUACGUUCUUUCAAGUUGGAACAAUUACCAGAGCUGAAGAGCAUUUGUAGCAGACAAAUGAUUUGCAAUCAUCUCCAAUAUCUUUGGAUAAUAAAUUGUCCAAAGCUAAAACGAAUACCAAUAUCUCUUGUCCUGCUGGAGAAUCAUCAAAUAGCUCCUCUCCCUUCUCUUCAAGAAAUCAUAGUAAGCCCCCCAGAAUGGUGGGAGAUGGCCGAGGUGGAUCAUCCUAACGCUAAGAAUAUCCUCUCACCCCUCGUCUUAUUCUAGCAGCAAGCCUUCAUCAUUAAAUCUUCAGCUUUUCUUUUUUUUGUCAUUUAACACAAACCAUCUUAAUAUUUCUUAUUUUUCUUCACUUUGCAAGACCGACAUUAAAAGCAUACAGAGCGUUGUCGUAAAUGAUUAGGUUAUUAAUGAAUGCAUUAGGAAAUGCAUACAGAAACCAUCUUGGGCGAACUAGUAAAUGCAGUAG